Molecule: messenger RNA, 1862 nt
Organism: Scaptodrosophila lebanonensis
Lineage: Eukaryota; Metazoa; Arthropoda; Insecta; Diptera; Drosophilidae
Product: trichohyalin
Exons: 1
Coding region: 111-1793 (560 amino acids)
Source: RefSeq, a predicted model, not a curated record
UAUACAAAUAAAUUUUUUUUAAGCAGUCAAUAAAACUUCCCGGUUCUGUAGUUAAAUAAUUUCUUAAAUUUAUUAAAGUGUGGAUCGGUUAACUUAUAUUUAGCAAUACAAUGUACAAUGCCGGCCUCGCUCAAGGCACAGAUCAUUUCCAGUUUAUAAAGAGCACGGAUCGGAAGAGCCUGCAUGCCCAGAUUAAGGCGCUUGUGGUCAAGGCCCAGGAAGUGGCGGCCGGCGAGCUGCGCGAGCGAAGCCAGCGCUUAAAGGAUAUGCUAGACAAUGAGGACAAGGACUAUGAGGAGGAGUUCGCCAACAAGGUGAGGUCGCGCAUCGACGAGGACAUAAGUGCGCGCAAGGCACAUCUGCAUGCCAUUAAGGAGGAGCACAAUAAGCGCCACAAGAGGUUCCUCGAUGCGAAGCGGGUGCAGCAGGUGAUGGAAAGCAGCUACGAGAUACGAGAGGCGCUGCGUCUGGAGGACCUCAAGAACACCAAGAUAUGCCAAGAGGAACAGAUCCUGGACAACCAGCGCAAGAAACAAAAAGAGUGUGAACUCGAAAACUAUUGGCGCACCCUUAACCAGCGGCGCUGGGAUGAGUUCGACCGCCUAGAGAAGUACGAGCUGUGCAAGCGCGAGCAGAUGCGGGAGCAGAUGUGCCACGUGCUGAAGUUGCAGAUGGAAGAGGGUGAGGAGAAGCGCCGCAAGGAGCGAGAGGAAAAAGAUGAAGAAGCACGUGAGCUGAACAAAAUUCUGGAUGAGCUUCGUCUCGAGAAAUUUGACGGGGAACACAAGCCUGCUAGCCGAGAGAGGCUGAAGUAUCGCAAUGAGCUUCUCGCGGAGAUCGCACGUCGCAAGCGCGAACGCGAUGCCGAGUGGCUGGCAGCCAAAGAGGAUCACAUGGCAUUCAUUCGGGAGACGCAGAGACUGGAGGCGGAGGCCAAGGCGUACAUCGAGAAUAGUAAGCGGGAUUUGAACCGAGCUACACACCAAUACAUUGCAUAUGUACGGCGCAUGCGUGCUCUGGAGCUGGGCAUUGAGAAGAUGAUGGACGACCGUACCGCGGAUCUGCACCAUGUGGACAUCUGCACUAAGAGCAACAUUGCCGAGAUGGCGCGCCUCAAGGGGGAGGAGGCGGCUCGCUGUCAUGCCAUAUUGAAGCAACAAAUCUGUGAGGAAGCCGAGCGUCGCAUGCGUUGGGAGGCUGAGGUACAUGAGAAUAAAAUCAUCGAGAAUCGAUUUGUGCAUCCACCGGUGACGAAGGAAAUGAUAUUGGAAAAAUAUCGUCAGAAUCGUCAUGAUUUGGAUGCUCAGAUCGCAGAACUGCGGCGCAUACGUGCCGAGGAAGAAAAACGUUUCGAGCAAAGGCUACAGAAAGCAAUUGAUGAUCCAGCUAUUUGCUCUCAGCUGGCCAUUGAGUAUAUACGCGAUGGGACGGACUACCUAGCCCCGCAUCCUAACUGGAAAAUCUACGGCUGUCCGCGUAACAAGUACGUUCAGAAGCCGCCCAUGACCAUGGAAGAGUUCGAUAAACGUGUGAAGGAGGCAAGCGUAGAUAAAUGCCCGUGUCCGGAUGCUGCCCGGUGUCAUUGCGGAUUUAUGGCUUUGCAGGAUACUACUAAGAAAAAUGUGCCAAAUACUACUAAGAAAAAUGUGCCAAAAGUCUGUACCCAAGAAGUACAUCUAGAUGUGCCACCGGAGGGCUGCAAUCCACGGAUCAAAAGAGAUGAAUUUAAAAACUGUCCCUGCCUGCCAUCUCAAAGGGGGCACGCAAACUUACAUCACAAGAAUCCUCACUAAGCUAAGCAUCCUCUACUUCAGUUCUUCCUUUUACUAACACUUGAAUAAAAUGUUUAUUUGGAGGCAAUA